AGAUGCACAUUUGCCCCGCACAUGGAGACGAAAGCCUAUCAGAGCCGGAAAUAAGGUCAGAGAAACAUUCAAAUCGCAGCCCUUGUAUGCCGUCACUGCCGGGCUAGCAUCCUUCAGAGAAAUCUUUCCGGUUCAGCAUAAGAGUUCGGAGUAGUCGCGCGUUCCGCUGAGACCGUCACCAUGGCUCGAAAUGCAGAAAAGGCCAUGACGGCCUUGGCAAGGUUUCGCCAAGCUCAGCUAGAAGAAGGAAAAGUGAAGGAACGAAGGCCUUUUCUUGCAUCAGAAUGUAAUGAAUUGCCCAAAGCUGAGAAAUGGAGACGACAGAUUAUUGGUGAAAUUUCCAAGAAAGUGGCACAAAUUCAGAAUGCUGGUUUGGGUGAAUUCAGAAUCCGCGACUUAAAUGAUGAAAUUAACAAACUCCUAAGAGAAAAGGGGCACUGGGAAGUCCGAAUAAAGGAGCUGGGAGGACCUGAUUAUGCAAGAAUUGGUCCAAAAAUGCUUGAUCAUGAAGGAAAAGAAGUCCCAGGAAACAGGGGUUACAAAUAUUUUGGAGCGGCUAAAGACUUGCCUGGUGUUAGAGAGCUUUUUGAAAAAGAACCCCUUCCUCCUCCAAGGAAGACACGAGCUGAACUCAUGAAGGCAAUUGAUGCGGAAUACUAUGGCUACAGGGACGAGGAUGAUGGUGUCCUGGAACCACUGGAACAGGAACACGAAAGAAAUGUUAUUGCAGAAGCAGUGGAAAAAUGGAAAGUUGAGAAAGAAGCACGUCUUUCAAGAGGUGACAAGGAAGAGGAGGAGGAGGAAGUAAACAUCUAUGCAGUAAAUGAUGAUGAGUCUGAUGAAGAAAGUGGAAAGGAAAAGGAAGGUGAAGAUAGUCAGCAGAAGUUUAUUGCUCAUGUCCCAGUGCCAUCACAACAGGAGAUUGAAGAAGCUCUUGUCCGAAGAAAGAAAAUGGAACUUCUUCAGAAGUAUGCCAGUGAAGCUCUUAUGGCUCAAAGCGAAGAAGCUAAAAGGCUUCUAGGACUAUAGUAUUUCCUUCUGUAUAGUAUGAUCUUUCUGUACUUACUGUUCAUCCUAAAUCAACAGAUAUUCUAGGAGCAGCUACUUAAAAUAGUUUGGUUGUGUAAACAUUGUAUACUUAUGCAUUGUGAACUAAGGAUAUUUCACUGCAAGCAUUUCACUCUGUCCUACUCUGUAAAAGUUCUUUUAUUUUCAGCCUCUGCAGGCAAACUCUAAAUGAUUAUCUAGCUUGCCAUAAACCUGCUACUAGUUACUUUCACCUUUGCCUAAUGUUUACUUUGUGUAGCAAUUUCUGUUGUUGUAAUAUUUCUGCUAAGACUUCUUCAGAUUCAGUAGAAUACACUGGCGUUGAAUUGAAGCCUUAUUUAAUUUGGCCUGUUGCCUGUAAUGGAAUUUGGGUGGAAUUACACCACAGCUUAAUUUUGCAAGUGAUCUUAAAUGCCUUGCGCAGCUAAUACAGGCUUAAGUAAUAUGUAUUUGGUGUGGUUGCACACUUGGUUAAAUUUCCGAACCGCUGGAUAUUUCAGCAAGUAGUAUUGUAAAUAAUGAUUUGUCUUUGUAAAAUUAGUCAAACCUUUUUCAUUAAAAGUCACUUUUUUCAUGGUAUUU
Varanus komodoensis (Komodo dragon) is the source of this 1629-nucleotide messenger RNA. It is a transcript of the gene ISY1, whose product is annotated as ISY1 splicing factor homolog. NCBI's taxonomy places the organism in Eukaryota, Metazoa, Chordata, Lepidosauria, Squamata, Varanidae. Gene Ontology annotation, cellular component: catalytic step 2 spliceosome; post-mRNA release spliceosomal complex; Prp19 complex. The record is from RefSeq and is a predicted model, not a curated record. The coding region runs from base 181 to 1029 and encodes 282 amino acids. The transcript is spliced from 11 exons. Gene Ontology annotation, biological process: mRNA 3'-splice site recognition; generation of catalytic spliceosome for second transesterification step.